CCUUCUCUGCGCUCCUCCACUAGAGAAGAAAACAUGACAGGUGUCGAGGGUCGAGUCCGGCUCCAGCUGGAAAACUCACCUCCGGGACAUGAAGUGAUCGGUGGACCCUCGCAGGUGGAGGUGAGCGCGGCUGAGAGGCCGUCAGAGUCCGGGGAGGGCGAGUCCGACUCCCGCCAGAGAGGCCGAGUCAUGUCUCCUAUAGCCGAGCUGGAUGAAGAUGAUGAAGAUGAUGAUGAUCGACCGCUGUCAUCAGUGGCUGACGUCGCUCUGGCGCCACCCCGCGGUGAUCCUGUGGCCUGCAGCUGUGACAGUGAGGCCUGCAGCGGUGACAGUGAGGCCUGCAGCUGUCUGGAGCCGGGACAUCUGGAGAGGAGCCUCCAGGCCGUGCUGCUGCAGCUCCUCCUGAGCAAAGCAAAUGACUUGAUGAAUGGGCAGGAUCAUCUGGAGAGAGAGGCUCAUGCUGCUGCCGUACCAAACUUCCUGUUCACCUGUCAGCCUUUUUUCAACUACCUGGAAUCCACAGCUCAGAUCGUCGUGAUGUCCCAGCACGCCCCUCUGCCAAUCUACACAAGGCUGUUAGACUUCUCUCAGCAGCUGUGUGACACGUUGGAGCAGCUGGUGUUAACCUACGCCAGACAAAGUCUCCUCUGUUUGGAUGAAUCUGAUCCUAACAGCAUGUCUCACUUCUGCAUCGGUCAGAGUCAGCUUGGCCGACUGAGGCUGACAGCGUUCCGCUACUGCAAACCGACUCCGUACCUCGCCCAGGUUGACAUAGGCUUGUACAAACGGAUGCGGUGGAACGUGGAGACGCUCCGUGACAAACAAAAGCGGGCAGACGAGGAGCAGAGUGGAGAGAGCAAGGAGGAGGCCGAAACAGUUGGAGACACAGAGUAUUACUUCCUGUGCUGUGAGGAUGUCCCCAAUGCACACGCAGACACUAAUGAUGAGAGCCAAGGUAACGUGGUGAGGUCGUGGUCCAUCGGUCAGUGGGUGCAGGUGAACCCAGACCCUGACACAGAGGACAUCUAUGACUGGAUCACGUGUGAGGUCCCUCUGGCCAACUAUCACAAGCUGUUGUUCCUGGGCAGCGAGGAGCCGACCAGCUGCAGUGCUACAGAGCUCCUGCAGCAGCUGCUGUUGUCAAACCAGUCAACACAGUGACGCUCGGCUCUGCAGGGAGAGUGUGUGCAUCUGUGUUAUAGUGCACAUGACAUCUGUCUUGAAGAUUCACACAGUAUGUGGAAAUGGACCAGUUUAGUUCACACAGGACGUUGAAGGUAAAUCCUGAAGCAAGUUAAACAUCUGGUUUGAAAUUUCAUCGCCUCUGUCAGUUUAUGUGAAAAUGUUUUUAUGCUGUGCACUGUUAUGAGUGAGAGGUUGUUCUGCACGUUUGGCACUUUAAUUUGUUCAGUGUGUUAUUUAUAGAU
Messenger RNA from Paralichthys olivaceus (Japanese flounder), 1427 nucleotides. It is a transcript of the gene c8h19orf67, whose product is annotated as chromosome 8 C19orf67 homolog. The record is from RefSeq and is a predicted model, not a curated record. NCBI's taxonomy places the organism in Eukaryota, Metazoa, Chordata, Actinopteri, Pleuronectiformes, Paralichthyidae.